This is a messenger RNA of Xylona heveae TC161, 1793 nucleotides long. RefSeq names its product integral membrane protein. The coding region runs from base 144 to 1652 and encodes 502 amino acids. NCBI's taxonomy places the organism in Eukaryota, Fungi, Ascomycota, Xylonomycetes, Xylonales, Xylonaceae. The transcript is spliced from 4 exons. The record is from RefSeq and is a predicted model, not a curated record.
GUUGAGAUCUAUCUUGUCUUCGAUUGUAGCCGUCGAUUGCUCGAGCUCAAGUGAGGCGACUUGGGGCAUACCAUUGCAUAAAUUAUCAUCUAGCCCAAAUUUCAUCUGUGAGAAGUCAGAUCAUCUGGCGAAAUUCUUCAUUCAUGGCUUUACAAUUGGUUGAUUGGCCGUCAGCCAUGACAUUCCAGCAGUCUCUCAUCCGGUUCUCUUCAGCGUAUGCUCUGGGUUAUGUCUCUAAUGUCAGCCCAAAGUUGUCUAAACUGGCAGUUGCCCAGAUUCGCGGGAAACAAGACAAAUCUGUCGCUUUUUCAAAAGCAUAUCAAAUUUUGAUUGCAGCGCUGGGCCCGAACCGCUUUCCUGCGUUUUGCGGGAUUGUAAUUGGGGGCUCGACGAGUUUUCAAAUACCAAUCUAUCGUUGGCUCGCCCAAUUGAACUCCAUUGCACAGAGUCAAAAUAGACGCUUAUCGAUCGUAACCAUUGCUCGAUUAGCCCGUUUUGUGGCGGCCUUUAUAGCUUCUUGGUUGGGCAUUCAUCUCUUAAACUCCAGCAGAUCAUUGUCUGCGAGCCGGCAGAACGUUGCGUCGAAUGAAAUGCACUGCUCAUCAACGAAUAUCAAGAAUGUCGAGAAGAGCAACAAUCAGCCGAGGUCCCUCGUGCCCGAAGAUGGAAAGACUAUUGAUUUAACACUAUUCGCUAUCACAAGAGCUGCCGAUGUCAUCGUUGGAGAAAUUUGGAGUCGAUUUCGUUCAAAGAAAAUGACACGCAAGCGGGAGCGCCUUCUUGACUUCAUCGGAAGCAGCAUUGACGCCGGUAUCUUUGCUCUCAGUUCUGGUACUAUUAUGUGGACAUGGUUUUAUCAGCCACAUCGGCUCCCCAAGUCCUACAACCAAUGGAUCAGCGAGGCGGCCCAAAUUGAUCCACGGCUUAUAUCUGCUUUACGAGAAGCCCGAUAUGGGUCAUUCACGUACGGACGGGAUACCGGACAUGCAGCCUUACUGCAGAGCAUGUGUAAGGAUUAUGGGUGGCCCCUGGAAUGGGGAGAUCCGGCCAAGUCGAUUCCCAUCCCUUGCGAAAUGGUUCAUAUGGGCACGGGUCCAAGCUGUGAGAAGCAUAGUCUGGUGAGAUUUGGUAGAGCAUUCAAAUUUGCCUUGGCAACAUAUCUGCCACUCAACUUGCUUGUCCGGGCAAGGUCCACGCCAUCUCUACGGACUCUCCGAAGAGCCUUGCGAGAUGCAGUCCGUUCGUCUACUUUCCUUGGUGCUUUCGUUGCCAUCUUCUAUUAUUCAGUAUGCUUGGCGAGAACCCGUCUUGGUCCCAAGGUGUUUAGUCACAACACUAUUAGCCCAUUGGCUUGGGACUCUGGGUUGUGUGUACGAGCCGGAUGCAUCCUAUGUGGGUGGAGUAUUCUGAUUGAGGCCCAACGGAGGCGGCAAGAGAUUGCCUUCUUCGUAGCUCCGCGCGCUUUGGGGACUCUGUUCCCCCGACGUUAUGAUCGAAAGUAUCAAUGGCGCGAGACCUUGGCUUUCGCCCUCAGCACAGCCGUAGUCUUUACGUGCGUACAAGAGAAGCCAGAAAGGGUGCGGGGAGUCUUGGGAAAUUUGUUAAAAAAGCUGCUCAGCUCCCAGCCCAGACGCAUGGUUACACCACAUUAGCUGAUCCCACAGUGAAGAUGAUUCGCUCCAAUUAGGUAGGAGUACUCGCUCAGGGAUCAUGGAAAUCGAGAAUCAUCGAGCUGAAGGAGAUUACCCACAAUCUUGGGUGAUCAAGGAUCUUCGUGUGCUCGUCUUUAAGAU